Messenger RNA from Drosophila teissieri, 1427 nucleotides. RefSeq lists its product as uncharacterized. Bases 54 to 1373 code for a protein of 439 amino acids. NCBI's taxonomy places the organism in Eukaryota, Metazoa, Arthropoda, Insecta, Diptera, Drosophilidae. The transcript has 3 exons. The record is from RefSeq and is a predicted model, not a curated record.
AGCGAAGCGGUUGGGAUCGUCAUUCAUCCAGUAACCCACUCUAUACCGACGGAAUGGAAAAGAUUGGGGCCGAGACCCAAUGGUUGAAAUACACGGUUCUUCCGAAGAUUCUGAGGAACGGUCGCCUGGUGGACAACUACAGCGAGUCCAAGGCUGACUCCUUCCAAGUGGGCGACAUCGACAUCGAUGUGAUCGGACAUUCGGAGGCCUUUAUGAUAUCCUUUUGCUACAGGACCACCAUCAACUUUGAAUACGAUGGGCAAAAGUUCCAGCGCAAAAUGGUUGUUAAGAAAACACCUGCCAUGCCCCCAGAAAUGUAUGACUCCGUACAGUUUGGACCGCUUUUUGCCAACGAGAUCAAUUUCUACACGGAAAUACUGCCAGAGAUUCAGAAGUUUGCCGGUGGCAAGUUUGCCGCACCCAGGUACUUUUACAGUGAGCUGAAUCCGCAUUCGGCGGUGGUCAUUCUCGAGAAUUUCGCGGAGCAGGGAUGGCGGGUCACCAAGGAGCGUCUGGGUCUGAGUCUGCAGCACGCCAUGAUUGCCGCAAAUUACUUGGGAAAGUUCCAUGCCUCCACGUACGCCCUGAAACACAAGAGUCCAGAGCAGUUUGCUCAGCUGACCAGCAGUCUAAAGGAAUCACGCUAUGCCAACGAUGACAUUCAUCCGGAAUGGGCGCUCACCUUGAAGGCGGGCCUCGAUCGGGCGGCCAAGAAGGUGGCCAUUUAUCAGCCACAGAUCGACGAGGAGUUUGUAAAGAAGUUUGUCUUCCUGGUCUCAAACUGCACGCAAUACGGGAGGCAACGAGUGGCGCCCAGGGAGCCACUGGCCACUCUGUGCCACGGAGAUUAUUUGAGGAAUAAUGUGGCCUACAAGUACGAUGACAAGGAUGAGCCGCAGGAGAUCAUGAUGUUCGACUACCAGACCCUGCGUGUCUCCUCUCCCAUGAUCGAUCUCGCCGUCUUCCUGGCCGUGUCCAUUUAUGCGGAGGUGCGGUAUCCACACUUCGAGGCCAUCUUCAGUGAAUACACUUUGGCGCUUCAUAAUAGCUAUAGGGAGCGCACCAAGGAGGAGGUUCCGGAUUUCCUUAGCCGUGGUGAGCUUCUAAAGGAGUACGUGCGCUUCCUGCCGUACACCUUAUCCAUAUCAUCCAGUUUCCUCUCGACUUUGGUGGAGCCCAUGGACAUCUCGCCGGAGGAGAUGUUUGCCAUGCAAUUGUCUGAUGAGGAGAUCAUCGAAAAUACCAUGACUCGGGGUGGUGAAGUGGUGGAUAGGGAGGUUGCCCACCAGUUUAAGGAAAUGCUGGAGCUGAGCCAAGCGACAGGAGUCUCCAUUGAUGACGGCAUCGAUGUGGACAAGUUGCCCAAGGUGUAAUUAUUCGAUUCAUUUCAUAACGAUAGCUAAUAAAACAAAUAUGCUAGAAUGACA